Molecule: messenger RNA, 1703 nt
Organism: Drosophila willistoni
Lineage: Eukaryota; Metazoa; Arthropoda; Insecta; Diptera; Drosophilidae
Gene: Zip88E
Product: zinc transporter ZIP3
Exons: 5
Coding region: 165-1238 (357 amino acids)
Biological process (GO): zinc ion transmembrane transport
Cellular component (GO): plasma membrane
Molecular function (GO): zinc ion transmembrane transporter activity
Source: RefSeq, a predicted model, not a curated record
AAGUUUUGUUUUUGUUUUCAUCAGCAGCGAACGCAGACGUGCGAUAGGUCUGGAGCAAAACAACUGCGUUUCGUGUUUAAAUAUAGUGGAUGCAACGAACUUUGUGCUGUUCUAUUUUUUGUUCUGUUUUGUUUUAAUAAAUUGAGUUCAGUUAAUGACAAACCAUGAACCUAGCUGUUGGAAAUGAUUCACUGUUGGACAAUGCCUUCAAACAGGCAGGAGUUAGUAGAAACAAUGGCGUCUUUGAAAAGGUAUUAGCAAUGAUUAUCUUGGGAUUUGGUAGUUUUAUUUCGGGAAUGCUGCCUGCAAUCAUAUCUGAACGUAACCGAUCACGUUUUCCAUUGGCCAUCUCAAUGCUGCUUUGUUUUGGAGCAGGAGUUUUAUUAGCCACUGCCUUGGUUCACAUAUUGCCUGAGGUGAGAGAACAAAUGAACUCGAAAUUCGCGGAAGUGACCAUGUGUGGCGGAUUCUUCAUCAUUUAUUUUAUUGACGAAUUUAUACACUAUUUCUUUGGAGAGGCAAUCCAACAUACCCACGGACAUGACCCAUCAGGACCCGGACCCUCAUGCGACUCUAAUAGUUACGGUGCCAUAAAUGAGCGUGCUCCCCUGCUAGGCGGGGCCCACGCUUCGACUAGUUUACAUCAUCCCCCAGAUGAGGGAAACAAUGGUUAUGGGACUUCCGCUUGCGAUGAAGAACAAGUAGAAGUGGCAAAUGCCAGCAUUUGCCACACUAGCCACACGGAGCCGUGUGUCGAAUCCAUCACUGGUACCUUGGGCCUUUUAGCCGCCUUGUCCUUGCAUUCGGCCAUCGAGGGUCUGGCUAUUGGAGUACAGAAUUCGGCCACAAAGGUACUUUUUCUGUUGGGUGCCGUUGCCUGUCACAAAUUCGUUAUGGGCUUUUGCCUGGGAUUGACAGUCCGUAUGAAUGGCCCGUCUAGUCUACGCUCUCAAUUUAUUGGCAUUUCGGUGUUUGCUUUGGGCGCCGUUUGUGGUAUUGCAUUGGGAAUGUUCAUUGCAGAUAUACCCACAGGAUGGUCUCAAACCACAUUGCCCAUUAUUCAAGCGUUAGCUGGUGGCACUCUUUUGUAUGUCACUGUCUGUGAAGUGAUGCCGCGAGAGAAGGCACGCUGGCACUCGAAUAAUCAGCGACGCUGGGCAGGAUUUGCGCAAUUUAUUUCAGUUACCAUUGGCUUUGCCAUCAUGUGCAUUAUAAAUUAUUAUCUAGCUGACGAAUGACGAUUGGGAUUUGAUAAUCUUCUCCUAACUUGUCGCGAUUGCGUUGACACAUUGUGUUCCUUUUUUUUUUUUUAAAUAUUUGUUCAAUUUUUAGUUUAAAUCGAAUGCUAUUAUUUGUUUGCUUUUACGCUUAGGCUAAUGAUUUUGUAUGUUUGUAAUGUGAAUAUUCGUUUAAGUGAUUUAAUUAUUAUAAAUAUAGGUAUAUAUUAAGAACUGCAACACUAAAGAUUAAAAGGGAAUGUCCAUAAACCUCGGGUCGCCCAUUUUCGUGACAAUUUCGGAACCCCCCCUCCACCCCUUAGCAAAACGCUUAGUUUAUGGACGGUCCCAUAGAUGAUAAACUAAACUUAAGGCCAUUUAAAUUAGUUGACCCAGAAAAGACGAUCCAUUAAUCCCAUUUCCGAAAUGAAACACUUGCUAAUUCAAUAUAAUGUCUACAUUUAUAUGUUGCAUACUCCAAAAGUA